AUGCGUCUGCAAACCGCCGCGGAUGCACUCCGCUGCAAGACCUUCCCCAUGUUUCUGAAGGGGAAGGCCCAGCUCUGGUUCCAGGGCCUAGCACCGGGGUCCAUCCGGAGUUUCGCCGAGCUGGCCAGACAGUUCGCAGCCCAGUUCGUCUCCUCGAAGACUUACUCGAAAAAUGCGACUCAUCUGAUGGCCAUCAAGCAGAAACCGGACGAGUCCCUGAGGAAUUUCAUGACUCUCUUCAACACGGAAAACUUGCAGAUAAGGGACAAGGACGAGAAGGUGGUCAUGGCCGCCUUCAUGAAUGGGCUCAGGGUGGAAGAACUCUUCUACAAGCUCGUCGAGAAGCCCCCCGGGAACCUGGAAGAACUCUUGACCAGGGCGCACGCGGCCGCUAAUACGGAGGAGGCUGGUCGCCUGAUGAGAGAAUCAGACUGGGAUCUCGGAGAUCGGAAAGGACGGGCAAACCCCCCCGAGAACAAGGAUGGCCCGGCCAAGAGGAAUGUUUUCGACCGACUCUCGAAGGACAAAGCCCCUGCUCAACCGCCGCUUCCAGAAAAAGGCUACACCCCCCUAAAUCGGCCUAGGGCCCAGGUUCUGGCCGUCAUGGAGGCGGAGGGCCUAGUAGGGCGGCCACCUAAGAUGGGGACACCCCGGAACAAGAGAAACCAGGACCGCUACUGUGCCUUUCAUCAUGACGUAGGGCACGAUACAGAGGGGUGCUGGGCCCUGCGGAAGGAGAUCGAAGAUCUGAUCCAGCGCGGUUUCCUGGGGCGAUUCGUGCGACAAGGUCGGCCAGGCCAGGAGCCAGGACGUACUUACAGCGGGGAUAGGGCCGAGGGCCAGCGUCGCGACUACCCCGAGCGGCGGGACCUCCCUCGGGACCAUUCCCCCGACCAGGACACCCAGAAUUUGGCAGGGGUAAUAAACACCAUCGCUGGGGACCUCACGGGAGGGGGACAGCCACGCAGCUCGAAAGAACCGGCGACAUCCUCCGGAGGGGGAUGA
Coffea eugenioides is the source of this 1005-nucleotide messenger RNA. RefSeq lists its product as uncharacterized. Lineage: Eukaryota; Viridiplantae; Streptophyta; Magnoliopsida; Gentianales; Rubiaceae. The coding region runs from base 1 to 1005 and encodes 334 amino acids. The record is from RefSeq and is a predicted model, not a curated record. The transcript has a single exon.